AUGAAAGAUCCUCCUAGCCCUAUCGAUGAAGCUAUACUGGAUCGUAUUCAUGGGUCGAUGAUUGGAAUGGCAUUGGGUGAUGCUCUUGGUGCUCAUGUCGAAUUUCGACCACGACAAUACCUCGUCAAAAAUCCAGUGGUCGACCUCAAAGGGGGUGGAACUUGGGGUCUCGAAAAAGGACAGGAAUUCAAUGUGAAUUGUAGUGAAGAAGGUGUGGCUGGUAAUGGAGCUUUAAUGCGACUUGCACCUGUGCCACUAUUCUUUUAUAAAGAUCCCGCUCAUGCUGUCGAAUAUUCAGGACUUAGUGGAUUGAUUACUCAUGGUGAUGAAAAAGCCUAUGAUGCCUGUCGUUAUUAUGGUGCUUUAAUCGUGGCUGCUGUCAAUGGAGCAACAAAAGAGGAACUAGUUGACAAAAAAUUUUACGAGAAGAAUAAAAAAUGGUUCGGUAAUAGAUCGCUUCAUCCAGACAUUGAAAAAAUAGCUCAAGGUUCUUACCAGAAAGGUGGAUAUGAUAAAGGUAUCCGAGGUAAAGGAUACAUCGUCGAUUCUCUCGAAGCUGCUUUGUGGGCUUUUUGGUCUGAUAAUGGUUCUUUCCGAGAUGGUGUUCUAGCAGCUGUAAAUCUUGGCGAUGAUACUGAUACAACUGCAGCCAUCUAUGGUCAAUUAGCUGGUGCUCAUUAUGGUUAUAAAAAUCUACCCGAAGAAUGGAAAAAAGAAGUAUACGCUAAAAAAUUUAUUCAAUGUUUGAGCAAGUGGAUCGUUUAUGAAGGAGCGAAUUGGUCACCAGAUGGAUCAAAAACUUCAGAGAUAGCUUCUGCGACUAUUAAUGUUCCAUUCAAUCAACCGAAGACAACUUUAAAUGAGCCAUCUGUGCAAGAAAGAAACACUAACUAUCAACCGCAAUUAUCAACAAAACAAUCAGAUUCACAAGCAGCAUGCACCACUAAGCUCGAACAAUCCAUUGACCCCGCAACAGGCCAUCGACUACAAAAUUCUAAUUUUUCCAAAACGUCUGAAGCUCAGCGUCAAAAUUCAGUGCAACACCAGAAUACCAGACCUUCAUCUCACCAGAAUUAUGGAGUCAAAAAUGCAGAACAUCGACGAUCUAUUCUUGAUAAUAUUAAGAAGUUACAAGCAAAAUGUCCAGAGCAUUAUGCAACAAUGCAAACAUGA
This is a messenger RNA of Rotaria sp. Silwood1, 1173 nucleotides long. The record is from the annotation of a GenBank genome assembly. Lineage: Eukaryota; Metazoa; Rotifera; Eurotatoria; Philodinida; Philodinidae.